Molecule: messenger RNA, 2509 nt
Organism: Ostrea edulis (European flat oyster)
Lineage: Eukaryota; Metazoa; Mollusca; Bivalvia; Ostreida; Ostreidae
Product: CKLF-like MARVEL transmembrane domain-containing protein 4
Exons: 6
Coding region: 357-911 (184 amino acids)
Cellular component (GO): membrane
Source: RefSeq, a predicted model, not a curated record
ACAUAACAGUUCUAGAGGUUGAAAAGUUCUGAUGUUUGUCAAUGGAGCUCUUUCGUUAGUCAGUGUUUUUCUCAGAAGACAUCGUCUGCAGUUGGUGAUAUACUUUUCAACAUCAGAAGUCAUUCCAGGCCAGUAAAAUCUAUCUCUGAUCAAACUAAUGGUCUAUUCUCUUCCAGGAUGUCCCAUUUCGGUAUGAAGCAGUUUGGCAAAGUUUCGAUACAUUGCAGCAUGUUGUUGUGAAAAAUUGAACGGCAGCUGAUGUUUUCUUGGCUGGUCAUUAUUUCUGACAUAUGGUAUCCAAAAGCGUAAUACAGGAUCAUUCUCUUGGUAGUACUGCGGCUUAGAAGAUUUUGAAGAUGAGCACGGAAUACGUAGAGAGAACUGAGACCACCACUACUUCUGAUGGCAGUGGAAUUUCUUUCCAGAGAGGCUACCUUCAAUCUCUCAAGUCAUAUUUAAAAAUUGCAGAAAUGGUAUUGGACCUAAUUGCUUUUAUCUGCGCCUCCGUGGACUGGUGGGUUCCUUUGGGACAAGGCUGGGCACAGUUUGUCUUCAUAUCAGCGCUGAUUACCACUCUCAUCUUCUUCAUAUUUCAUCUCUUCAAUGUUAUUUCCAAGCUCCCUGGCCCGUGGAUAUUCAUUGAGUUUGUGUACUAUGUGGUGUACUGUGUGCUGAUCUUUAUUGCUGCUAUUGUCUGCCUGGCAAGAGGAGCUCAGUUUAGCCAUGGUGGAAUUAUUGCAGCUACUAUAUUUGGAUUGGCUGCUUUUGCUGUGUACUGUGUGGAUACCUUCUUCAUGUACAGGAACUGGCAAGCAUCUAAGUUUCAUGCUGGAUCAGCAUCAGGUGACACCACAGGUGCCACAACCACCACCACCACCCACACCACUUAUGAAACCCGUACCCAGUACUAAAAUGUCAGGACCACUUCAACAUUCCUCAAAUGUUACCUAUGAAGGAUGAAGUAUUAGAUCUGAAAAGGAUUUAUUUUGAAGAUUGUCUUUAUUUGUAUAAUAUCUACCUUGUUUUGUUUCUGUUUUUCUACCAUCCAGGUACUGGGUACCAUUUUUGUAGUUACAGUUGUAGUUGAUCGAUAGAGAUUAGACAAAGAUUUGGUUUUGUAGUAAGAAAUUUGAUUUGCUAUGAUAACACUGUAUGAUUUGGUGUGAGUCUGUACCUUGCAGCAAUUUCUGUUGUGAUCUGAUAGUUCUGUGUACUUUUAUUGUGAAUGUGCAUGAUAUACUGUAAUCAUAUUUGCUGUUCACACAUUAUGUAACCACAGUGGGAUGCAGGAUUAAAAAAAAUCAAUACUAUUUAAAAGCUGUGAAAAAUCGAUUUAUAGUGGAUUAGUACAUAUCAGCAACUGUGUUACCAUCAGAAUGAGUUAUUUUUUAUCUCUGAAAAGAAUGCUAUGUUCAAAAUUGUUUCAUGUGUAUUAAUGUAUCCUGAUGGGGUUUUUCUUGCUAAAAGCAGAUACUAAUUAAAAACUUUUUCCCUAUCAUCACCUUGUGAACUGUUGAUAAAACUAACAAAAAAUAGUGCAGAAUGUGCCAUGAUUUACCAUGAUAAUGUGGGGUUUUUUUCUUCCAAAAUCUGUUCAAAUAGCAGACUUGCUUCUAUUGCUGUCCUUUGAUUAAGUGGAGAAUGUAAUGCUUGGGUAAAACUGUUGCUCCUUUUUUGGAAUAGCAAGGGUCAGAAUUCCAAAUGAACUCUCUUUUGUAAAUUUGAGCUACUGUGUAGUACUUCCAAAGCAUAUUCAUAUUUUUGUGAUGGGGGAAUUUUUGCAAUGAAUAUUGUACUGUUUUGAUGCUCAGUAAUUUUUCUUAAAAUUGUCCAUAGUUUUAGUAGAAAAAUGAAAGAUUAAUGAAUUCAUUAUCAACUGAGUAAUUUAAUAUGAAAUACAGCCCAGAAAAUUUAAUUUCCCUGCACAAAAAUAUAAUUUUACAAUAUAUAUGUAUAUUUGUUUAGAGUUAUAUAUAUAUAUAUAUAUAUAUCUGUGUAUGUAUAUAUUAUAUUUAUGAAUGAAUGUUGUUUAAUCUUUAAUAUUGAAAUAGUAAAUGCCUAGUGUGUAUAACUGAUUUUAACUUAGAAACUCUCACUAUUGCAUAAUUAACAUUUUGUAGGCGGUGUGAUGUAUUAUUGAAAAAAUCCAGAAUGUGUCAGAGGUCUUUUGGAAAUAAGAAAAUUUUUGUAUAAUUAUUUACACUAGAUUAACUUUAUCUAACCUAAAUAAAGAUUAUAUAUUAAAAAAAAGAAUAUAAGGGAGGGGAAAUGCUGAAAAACAAAAUGAAAAUAAUCCAAUUGAAAAAUAAUUACAUUAAAGUUCCAUUGUAUUCUCUAGAUUAAAAAUAAAAACAGAAACCAUUGAAGCACAUAUACAUGUAUCAGCAUAAUUUAACUUAGAGCAACUGUUAUUAAGCAGGUUAUGGUGUGUAUUUUAUUUAUCCUUUUAAGGAGUGUAUGAUCUUAGAAUGUUAAAUGAAUUGAAAUAAACCGGUAUUAGUUCAUUAAA